AGUUUGAAAAAGAAAAAUGGCUGCCCAAGCUCCACAACAAUCGGGCUCAACAACUAAUAGUGAUACCCAAGAAGAAGAUGCUUCAGAACUUCAGUUUCCGAAAGGUUAGCUUUGUAAUGUAAAACUUUCAACUUCCCUGGUAACCUGUUAAGCUUCAAUAAUUUGUAGUUUUAUUAAGCCUAGUAGUUGAAUAAUUCACCGUUCUUAGACGACAUAUUAAUUAUUAAUUAAGUUAGUUCAACUUGACUUACGAGACUUAUCCUCAAAUAAAAUUUAGUAAUAACCAUUUAAUCAGUAAUUACUAGUAUCAAAAGUGUAUUUAGUUAAUUUAUUAGUAAUCUCUACUACUAUUAGACUGAUUAAAUUACUAGGCAAUCCUCUGAAUGUCCGCACUGUAGAAAUUGUCGGGCGGCCCAGAUAAUUGGUGAUGUUAUUUUUUGAGUUUUUGAAUUUUAUGUCAGUCACUAUGAUUCUGAAUGAAUAAAAUUGAGUUGUCUAAUUGCUUGUAAUAUGAAAUAAAAGUACCAUGGCCAACAGACAGCAAGCGCUGGUUCAUAUUGCAAAUAAUGUAAUUGCCAGAAACGUACUGCAAACUUAUAACACAAUGACGAAGGCACUGUUAUGACAACAUGCAUUGGUUAGAGUGGGUUGAAAAAUACUGUCUCAUAACUGCCAACCUCCCAUGUCUUUUAGCUGACAUACUGAGUCACCUGGUGGUUUCUCAUGAAUAUGCAGUAUGUGCAAUUGGACAUGCAGUACACGCACCUGGUCAUUUUUUGCAAACUGUCGGCUUAACACACAGAAAAUCAUCAUAAUGAUAUUCUAUUGGGUAUAUGAUGUGAAAUGCAAACAUUUUAUGCUUUACGAAAUCAUUGAAAGUUUGGACACCAUUUAUCAACUAAAACAACUUCUACAGAAUUGAGUGUUUGAAUUGGUUUCACAUUCAACUAGGUGGAACAUGUCAUGGCCUGUUUCCAAGCUACUUGUGUGCUUUAGCAACAAAGAAAAUGUUUUCAGACAGUAUCAGUACUUCUUGAAGUUGUUGAGUGACAAUUAUCACAUUUGACCAUGAACUUAAUGUAAAAUUUCUGAACUGCCAAAGUAACUAGUAACUGCUCAUCCAAUGUGUUUUACUAGUGUUUUGAAUUAGGGAGUGGCGUUCGGAGGAGUGCCAAUUUAUUAUCAUUAGUUUAUUAGUAUAAAAACAUCUGGCUUUAAUGGUCUAGCCACAUGGUAUACUUUAGUCCAGUAUUACCCAAAGUGAUUGCUUUGUAGACUGAUCCAAAGGGCUUUUUCGGUUGGUACAACAUAUAACAAGAGAGUUAAAUAAUUUAAUAGUCAUAACAUAAAAAACGUAUAAUGCUAUGUACUUGGAUAAAUCAUUUUUCUGCUAGUGACAAAUCAUUGCAGAGUUACAUGGUCCUUGCUCAACUUUUUGUGCACUUGAAAAUGUAAAAAAAAUAUUGAAUAAGCUUUGGGAACAACUGUAGUUUGUGGUUACCAUAUUUUUCGGACUAUAAGACACUACAGACUAUAAGACGCACCUAAAUUUUUAAGCAAUUAUUUUAAAAAAUAACAUUUUUAUAUUAAUUUCAAGUAUAAGACGCACCUGAAUUUUUUAGGCAAGUUUUCGAAGAAAAAGGUCAGCUUAUAGACCGUAACAUACAGUAUUUCGCGUUAAAUAGGUUUUGUGAAAAAUCAUUUUAAAGAGAAUUGGAAUUUUUGUUUUCCUUUUGUCCCAUUUAGAUAAAUUUUUUUUUAUUGUAUUAGUGGGAAUAUCAUCUGUUAAUGAUCUUACCAAAUGUUAUAAAAUACACAUUUAAAGAGUUACAGCUAUGAUAUAUAGGCCUAGCCUAUAUAAAAUAGAUUAAUCUAUGACCUAUAAGUCUAUUGCAGUGAAACUAUUUUCUGCCAACUGGAGUUCCAUUCAUUAAGCCUGCUGUAACUUUAAGGUUGCAUCAGUACUAUAAUAAUAUAAGAUUAGCUUCUAAUAUGAAAUGGCUAUUAAUUUUAUUAAUUGUUAUAUUACAAAAUUUUACAUUGUUGCAGAAUUUGAAAAUGCAGAAACUUUGCUCAUAUCAGAGGUUCAAAUGUUGCUGGAUCACAGGUAACAACAAUCAUAAGUGUAAUAAAUUUACUCGGCUAUCUAAAACAUUCAUUCAAAGUUCAAUAUCAAAUUAAAAUUUUGCUAGGAUUCAUUGUACCGGUACUGGCAGUUUUAUAAAUUUAGGGUCCAAGAAACUAAAUAUCGUUUUUUUUUUUUUUUGUUUUUUUUUUAAAAUCAGAAAACAACAGAAUGAAAGUGCUGAAGAGGAGCAAGAACAGUCUGAAGUCUUCAUGAAAACAUUAAACUAAUGUGAAAGAUUUUGCAAAUUUAAAAACAGAGAGAUAAAAAAAUAAAUAUCGUUUUUUUUUUUUUUUGUUUUUUUUUUAAAAUCAGAAAACAACAGAAUGAAAGUGCUGAAGAGGAGCAAGAACAGUCUGAAGUCUUCAUGAAAACAUUAAACUACUGUGAAAGAUUUUGCAAAUUUAAAAACAGAGAGACUAUUGCAGCUGUGCGGAGGUAUUUAUGACAUUUGUAUAAUUUGUUUUGCCACUAUUAUAUUUAACCUUUUACCUUUAGACUGAUUUAGGGUAUUUAAAUGUUCUGUAAAGAAGGCGUAGUGUUGAGUUCAAGAGAAACAAACUGAAAUAAUCUUUUUUUUUUGUUUGUUAUUUUGUAACCCUUAACUUCCCUCUUAUUUAUUUUUUAGCUCAUUAAUGCAGAAAAAAUUACACAAGUUUGAAUUAGCAGCUUUAGCAAACCUUUGUCCAGAGACAGCAGAAGAAGCCAAAUCUCUCAUACCAAGGUUGGUGGAGAAUUUUAUUUCUAAUUUACGUAAUUUAAUUUAAAAUCCUUUUUCUUUGUUUUAUUCAAUUUUAAUGAAGAAAAUUUACACUAGGAAAUAUCAAUGGUCAACAGCUGAAUUAUACCCACAAUAAUAAUUGCAUUAAAAAUUUAUUAAUGAUCUCUCUGUUAUUAUAAAUAAAUUCUAUUUUAUUUCCCUCUAGAAUUAUUGUCCCAAAUUUUUCAUUAAUAAUGAUAAUUAGUUAAUCUAAUUUUAAUGUUUUGCUAAUUUUUUCUUUGAAAAAUUGGAGUUUUAUCAAAGCAUCUAAAUAUCUUAUAUUCUAAAUAAAUUAGCAGAAUAUAAAUUAUAACCUUUAAUGAAAUUAUUUUGUAUUGUUAUCCCAGAUAAUGAGAUAAGUUGCAAUAUAAACUUCUGACGCUGGCGGUGCUUUUCAUUAAAUGCACUCUAGAAAUAUGAAUGCCUUUCACUUUGCUUUAUAAAGACUUUUCACUUAUAUUAUACACUAUGUUGAGCUGAAGCAAUCUGUUCUCUGUCACAACUUUUUCUCAGAUUCCUGCCCUUCCUAUCUAACCAAACUUCUUUCUCUCUAUUCACCCCUUCGACAUCUUCGCUCCUCCGCAGACACACAUAUUCUGUCCAACUAAAACAUAUGGUGAACGAUCUUUCUCUUUCUGGGCAUCCAAAACAAUGGAAUUCUUUGCCACUACACAUCUGCAAUAUACCAACCACCCAGGCAUUCAAAACUGCACUCAAAAACACAUCUCUUUAAACUAUACUACCCUGAUUGAUUCCCCUCCUCUGACCGAUAAAUGAUCUUGUUGGCUGCCGUCUAUGGUUUGCCUUGUAAAAGUCCUGGGGUUCAUGCUGUUCUUUAUUUCAUAAUUGUAUUUUAUUUUAAUGUCAUGAUUAUGUCUCUUUUGAUAAUAUUUUUAUGUACAGCGUGGUGAGCCCAGCCCUAGGCUGGGGUACCGUGCCAUGAAAGACCACUAAUUAUAAAUUAUUAUUAUUAUUUAGUGGAUGUAUACUGUAUGUUCUAUGAGAUAAAGAGUUUUUGACAGAUUCAAUAAAUGUUUUUAUUUUAUAUUUAGAAUAGAUGCUUCACAGUUGUUUUUAAGUUAUAAUUUUGCUUUCAUUGUCUCAGUUUGGAAGGUAGGUAUGAGGAUGACGAGCUACAGCAGAUUUUGGAUGACAUCAAGACAAAGAGGAGUUUCCAAUAUUAAAAUUUGAAGGAUUCCGCCAUGUUCAAGCAGAUGUUUUUUUUAAAAAACAUUUUCUAAUCACACCAUUAUCAUUUGUAUGACUGUGCAUAAACUGUUUGAAGUGUUUGUUAUGAAUUUAGUAACUUUGUUGAAUGAUAUUCAUCAUUAAUAAACACAUUUUUGUAAUUUAAGUUUUGUAAGUUUUAUUACAGUUGUAAUUUGUAUAAGUAUA
Molecule: messenger RNA, 4280 nt
Organism: Lymnaea stagnalis (great pond snail)
Lineage: Eukaryota; Metazoa; Mollusca; Gastropoda; Lymnaeidae
Source: the annotation of a GenBank genome assembly